This is a messenger RNA of Sodiomyces alkalinus F11, 1947 nucleotides long. Its product is annotated as PLP-dependent transferase. Gene Ontology annotation, biological process: carboxylic acid metabolic process. The transcript is spliced from 4 exons. Bases 333 to 1868 code for a protein of 511 amino acids. Lineage: Eukaryota; Fungi; Ascomycota; Sordariomycetes; Glomerellales; Plectosphaerellaceae. Gene Ontology annotation, cellular component: cytoplasm. Gene Ontology annotation, molecular function: pyridoxal phosphate binding; carboxy-lyase activity. The record is from RefSeq and is a predicted model, not a curated record.
AAUCGCAUCAUUCGAGCUAGUGCCGGCAUCGGCAAAGACUCGGUAGAUUACAAAUUAUAUCCAUAUUCUUCUGUUAAGAUGAAGGAAAGCGUCAAUUCUUUCAAAUUCGCCAAGGUGUUUUGACCGAGUGGCAAGUCUUGUCUUUUUCCCCAGUGCCGGGUCUUUAACCAUCAUUCUCCCUCUAGAGUAUUAACGCUGGAUUACGCUGGGGCCGCCUCAAAUAUCCCUGAUCGCAGAUAACAACCGGAACGGAGGCCAAGAACUUGGUUAUUUCGAGAUAGCCUUGUCCGGUCACUCCACUAGGUCGAUCGGGAACGGAUCAUUACACGGUCAUGGCCCGAGUGAACGGAAACGGCCCCGCCUCCUCUGGCUUGAACCGAGCCGGCGAGGCCGAAGAGCUGCUGGAUGCUGUCAAGGGGUUAAUUAUUCCCUUCAUUAAGGCGGCCGAUGAAGCCGUCCCCGACAGAGCGCAUGGCGUUCCAUCUUGCGUCAAGUCGGAAGGCAUCCCUCGCAAUGUCCUUGUCGAGUCUCUCAAGCCGGAAGCUCUGGUCAAACAGAUGCAGCUCUCCCUCCCAGAAAACGAGGGCACUGGCAAGGAGGGUUUGCUUGACGUUGUCUCGAAGAUCCUGCGGUACAGCGUGAAUACUUGGGAUCAGGGGUUUUUGGAUAAGCUCUAUGCCAGCAAUACACCCGUUGGCUUGGUGGCAGAUCUUUUGCUGUCUGUUCUAAAUACCAAUCUGCACGUCUAUCAAGUAUCUCCGGCCCUGAGCGUAAUCGAAAAACUUACAGCCCAGCGGCUUGCCAAUUUGUUUGGCUUCACAGGCCCCAGGGCCGGUGGAAUCUCGUGCCAAGGGGGCAGCGCUUCGAACCUGACCUCUCUCGUCGUCGCGCGCAACUCCCUCUACCCCGAAACUAGGACAGAGGGGAAUGGUUCGCAUACUUUCAUUCUCUUCACCAGCGCGCACGGCCACUACUCGGUCGAGAAAAGCGCACUUGCAUGUGGCAUCGGCGCCUCCAACGUCUGGCCGGUGCCGGUUGAUUCUGAGGGCCGCAUGAUCCCCAAGGAGUUGCGCAGCCUGAUUCUCCGAGCCAAGGCAGAUGGCAAGACCCCACUCUACGUGAACGCAACAGCGGGAACGACGGUCAUGGGGUCUUUUGACCCCUUUGAAGAGAUCUCGAGCAUCUGCAAGGAGUUCAACCUAUGGAUGCACAUCGAUGCCAGCUGGGGCGGGCCCGUGGUCUUCUCCGCCAAGCAGCGAGGCAAACUCGCGGGGGCCCAUCUGGCUGACUCCUUGACCAUCAACCCCCACAAGAUGAUGAACGUGCCCGUCACCUGCUCAUUCCUUCUCACCGGCGACAUGGGAAUUUUCCACAAGGCUAACACCCUGCCGGCCGGCUACCUCUUCCACGCGGCUGAGAGGGCCGAGCCCGGCGACACCUGGGACCUGGCCGAUUUGACGUUGCAGUGCGGCCGGCGCGGCGACAGCCUCAAGCUCGCACUGGCGUGGAUCUACUACGGUGCCGCCGGCUUCGAGCGCCAACUUGACAACGCAUUCGACCUGGCGGCGCACCUCGCCUCGCUCAUACAACAGAACGAGAACUUCGUCUUGGUGUCUUCCAACCCCCCGCCGUCCCUGCAGGUCUGCUUCUACUACGCACCCGGCGGCAAACUGGCCGACUCGCCCGAGGAUAACACCCGGACGACGCGGACCAUGGUCGAGAAGCUCAUUCCAAGGGGAUUUAUGGUCGACUAUGCCCCAGGUGAGAAAGGAAGCUUCUUCCGCGUGGUGGUGAACUGCCAAACCUUGCGCGGCACCGUCGAGGGUCUGGCCAAGGCGCUGGAGGACGUUGGCCGAGAAGAGGCAUAGAGUAGAGUAAAACUAGAAACUCACUAGAAUAAACAGACAGAAGAUAAAAAUAAUGACUAGACCUUUGUUUCUGGCGCGC